UAGCCUUAGCAGUUACAAUUGUCUGACUAUUCGGUAAUAAGAUGCCUGAGCCUGCCAAGUCUGCCCCCAAGAAGGGCUCCAAGAAAGCGGUGACUAAAACCGCUGGAAAGGGAGGAAAGAAAAGAAAGAGGACCAGGAAGGAGAGCUACGCCAUCUACGUUUACAAGGUGCUGAAGCAGGUCCACCCCGACACCGGGAUCUCCUCCAAGGCCAUGAGCAUCAUGAACUCGUUCGUGAACGACAUCUUUGAGCGCAUCGCUUCUGAGGCUUCUCGUUUGGCCCACUACAACAAGCGCUCCACCAUCACCUCCAGGGAGAUCCAGACCGCUGUCCGCCUCCUUCUGCCCGGUGAGCUGGCCAAGCACGCUGUGUCUGAGGGUACCAAAGCUGUCACCAAGUACACCAGCUCUAAGUAAACUCCUUAUUCAAAAACCCCAAAGGCUCUUUUAAGAGCCACCCACAGUUUCUACUGAGAAAGAAUCCUGAUACCAGAAUUUGAUAACUAUCUACUUUAUCGUUAACCUUUUAGAGGUUAAAUCGUUUACAGAUAAUUUGAAGCAUCUUUGGUGACGAUGAGCAACUCAUUAUAAAAGGCUGUGAUGGCUUCUUACAAGUGGUUCAUUAAAUAUGAACAAUUUACAAGGUAUUAAAUGAUUUUUGAAAGUCUUGAUUUACACUUGAUAGAUGCACCAGUGACAAACUUUUUAAAUGAUUGUAAUGUCAUUAUUUGCCCAGCCUCUUCUUGCUGGUCUUUUUGAGCACGCUUGUCCUCUACAUCAAAACUUUUGAUAUAAUUAUUGGAAUAUUUUAAGUUUCAGCUCUUUUGUUACAAUAAAAAUGAACAAUAAGAGUUUAAUUAUGUAGAUUUUUAAAUUUCAUCAAUAAUGAAAAAAAUUCACGUUCCUAAUCAAUUUACAGAUGUAUUAAUUGUGCGUUCUAGUUGUCCUUGGAACUCGGAAUUUCCGAGCAGGAAAUGACGUAAGGUGCCUGUUUUACGUUCCAGCUUCCAACUCGAAAUGAGCAAAAUAUAAACUUCCUGGCAGCGUCUUCCAGAGUUGGCUAAAUGUCAGUUCUAGGCCUAUCUUAAUGUAAAAUAUAUUGAGCUACGCAAAAUGAUGCAUGAAAUCAUUUAAGAACACUAUUUUCACUGUUUGUGUCAAAUCUAAUUAAUUUGCAUAAAUGCGCAGUUAUACUUGACAUUUGGCACCUGUUCAACUUAAUGUGUUGCAGUAGAAAAUCUAAACAGCUUUGAACCGUGUAUGCUCUAGUGUUUAAUUCUUAAUUUGAUCAGUUUUCAAAUUGAAAAUGUUUAGGCAGUUCCUCCUCCGUCACCAACAGUGGUUAUUUUAUCAAUGGAAAAUUAGGAUGCACUCAGAAAUCGAGAGUUGGGUGGCCCUGAAAAGGGCCUUUGGUGUUUAUAUUUCUUAUAAAGUUUUAACCUCCGAAUCCGUACAGGGUACGUCCCUGCCUCUUCAGAGCAUAAACCACAUCCAUGGCGGUCACGGUCUUCCUCUUGGCAUGCUCGGUGUAGGUGACUGCGUCACGGAUAACGUUCUCCAGGAACACCUUGAGCACUCCGCGAGUCUCCUCGUAGAUCAGACCGGAGAUACGCUUGACUCCACCACGGCGAGCCAGACGGCGGAUAGCGGGCUUGGUAAUACCCUGGAUGUUAUCACGGAGAACCUUUCGGUGACGCUUUGCGCCUCCUUUUCCGAGUCCUUUACCUCCCUUGCCUCUUCCAGACAUUUUGAUUAUAGAUCAAUUCAGUUGGAAUGGUGGUGGGACUGAGGCACAAGGUGUUUUAUUUCACACUAAAGGACGUGUUAGAGAACAAGACAAGCUGCAGAUUUCUACUGGGGCGCCAUCAAGUGGUCUAACUGGGAUUCGUGUACAAAAUCUUAAUGGUGUAACUCACCAUGCCUCACUGUUUCCUUCUGAGAAAUUUUAAAAAUAAUAAAGUUCACAUCCCUGCAAACACAGUCCGGGUCUGGGAUGCUCUAUCACAAAUUCAGUCUCACCUCUGCUGUUCUCCUGAACCAAAGUACUUGUUGUCAAGGCUUCCUCUGGCAUGAUAAAAGUGAAAGGGUAUGCAAAAACAAAAGUAGCUCGGAGUAAGAUUGUACCUAUAGGGUUGAAAAUGAAGUUUAAAUUCUAGGUUUGCCUACAUUUCUUCAGUCUCUUUAUAGUAUUGUAGUAUUUGAUUCUCCAUCCCCAAUUUAUCUGGGUAAUGUUUAAUGUUUUUGAUUUGAUUAUGUAUUUUUAAGCAGCACUUUUGAUCAGUGCCCAUUGUUUUUCCAAAACCUCUAUAAAUAAACCAGGCCCCCAUAAUUCUGGAAUGAAACUGAAGCAAACACAGAAGUGGCAAAAAUUGCAGUUCAACCCUCAUCCACUAUGCUAAGGGCUGACACCAGAAAUGAGCAAAUCCUCAUUGAUUCGUGUUCAAAAUGCCAAUUUCACAGCAGAAAAUAACAGUUUUACAGCCUGGUUCAAAAGCCAAUUUACGGUUUAAUACAUCUAGUUUACAUUCAUGAGAGGGGGUGAAUUGUUUUUUUACCUCAUCUGUUUAAGUGUAAUGAAAUGCUUAAAAUUCUCAUUUUAGCUACUAUUUACUGGCGUCACCAUCGCUCAGGGUGGUGUGCUGCCCAACAUCCAGGCUGUGCUGCUGCCCAAGAAGACUGAGAAGCCUGCUAAGAAGUAAAGCUGCUGCUUCUCCCUUCUGCUACCAGCCCCACAACAGCUCUUUUAAGAGCCACAUACUCCGCCUAAAGAGCUAAAAUCAAAUACAAAAAUAUCUUUUUUCCUUAGAUUGGGAGAAAAUGUUUUAUUGUACAUUCUAGUUGGAGGUUAAUCAUUGUUCAUUAUACAACCAUCGAUUGUAAACAACAGCACGGCCCUGACAUAAAAAAUAAUUUUGUAUUAAUUUUUUUGGAGAUGGAGAAAAAAAGUUCACUUUCCACACAUAAGACGUAACACAUUUUUUCCCCAAAUAAAUCAAUAAACCGCAAAUAUUUAAACCAUAAUGCAAACACAGCUCAGAAAAUUUUUUGUCAUGCAAAUGCAUUGCAAUACAUAAAAUAAUAAAUAAUACGUAAUGAAUGAACUCUUGACACAGUGGGUGUGCUUAAGUAACAACCAGUGAGAAGCCAUACAUCCUGGAGGUAAGAACUGGUAUACAAUGAGAACAAACUGACAGAGGGUGGAUGCAGGCUGUACAAUGAUCUGAGGAAACACGAAUCUCAUCCUGAAACAUUUUACAAAUCGCACAGAAUCCUGUUAGCACAAGGAGCUCUACCUGUGAACGAGGAUUCUUCAGUGGCUUCCACACCUUCAAGAACAUGGAACGGAGUAAACUCAGAAGCAAAAGCAAGCUAAAGGAAGCUGCUGUGAGAUUUUUCCUGGGAACAGUGGGAGGCUGCAUUCUGGGGGCCACAGAGGACCCAGUGGACAGUAUCCUGUCUGUGAUGACCGAAAGUGGUCUAAUACAACCAGUGAUGGAAGAAAUCAGAGCAAUGGGUGCCAUCGGGUUGGGAUCCCUCAUGGGAGCAACAGCGUUGACAACAGCGAUGACAUCGGUCAUAGCUGGUGUGAUUUCGGCUGCUGUUGCAGCUUCAGUAUUUGUGUCCAUGAGGAGUUGCCGUGUCUCUUACAAGAAAUCAGUUGGCUUGUGGGCAUCAGCGGGACUUGCUGGUGCACUUGGGACCACACUCAGCGGAGUCACAUUUGGUACCACAAUCGAAUGGAUUGUAAAAUCAUACGGCAUGUUGGGACUAAUGUGGAUUUUGGCCCUUUUCACUGUGCUAAAACCACCUCUGCAUUUUCUAUUUCAAGUCAUCUGGAGAGAGAGACAGAUCUGUUGCAGUCUGGGAUCUGACAUCAGGUCCAGAGAGAGGGAAGACAUUGAGGGUACAGAGUGGCAGCUGAGACAGAGAGUGACUGUGCAGAUAGAGCAGAGAAUCGUGUCUAUAGAGAAGGGAGGUAGUACAAAUGUAGCAGAUGACCAGACAAGAUGGGUCGCUGAGCAGAAAGAAAGAGAGGAGAUUGAGAGGAAAAAGAUGGAUAAUGAAGAGGCUGAACUAGAGCAAAGAACAAUUCAAGAUUGGAUUAAUGUUGUAGUCGUCAAAUAUGUAGAUUUCUUGGCGUUUUCAGGGAUACCAAUGGCAGUGGUUGCCAUUGUCACAUCAAUAUUUGGCCUCUUUGGUUUAGGAACCCACCAGUCAGUGGUAAUAGUUCUUCUGGUUUCAGUUUCAGGAAUAACCUACUUUCUUUUAAAGUCUUCAGACUUUAAAUUCUGGAUGAUGGUGGGGUGCAUGGGAAUGUUUGCCACCUUCAUCAUAGCCAUGCUGACCCAACAUGCAAGGCAGGAAGUUUUAACAGCUGCUGUCAAAAUGGGAACGGGAGGGCAUGUUCAAUCCAGGGACUUAGUCAGCACUGAAAUGGACCUCCGAUCUUCUUUGGAAGCUGUGAGCACAGCCUUCUUUGCAGCAAAGCUUUGCCAACUGGGUUUGGGAGCUACAGUGGGAGGGGUGCUAGUGAGGAGAGCAGAUGGUGGGGUAAAAGUUAUUAUAGGGGCUGCUUCAGUGGCAGGAGGUUUACUGGCUGGGAUGCAGGCUUUAGCCGUGGUUCUGUCUGAUGUUGGGGCUGGCGCCUUGUUAGCUGUGGUUGGAGCAGCAGGGGUGUCUGUUGGUGCAACAGCAGUCUCAGCUUCAAGGUCCUCAUGGCCAGGAGCCGUGGGAACAAUGGGAGGUUUGAUUAUCGGAGCAUUAGGGAUGGGAAAAUGGCACGUGGUUAAUAUCGGACUUCAGCUUCCUGCUGCCUUGGUGUUUGCAAUGAAUAAUCCAUUUUAAAUAAUGAGGAUUUUUUUAACAUAAUGUACUGAUGGGUUUCCUUAUAAUGCUGGUUGUUCCUGAUCAAAUAUUUGUCCUUAAAAUGUAAAUUAAAAACUAUAUAAGUACCAUGAACCAGUGUUUUACCAUGUUGUAUACUGAGAUGUGUUUCUGUGUAACCAGAAAUAUUUACUGCAGCUGGUUUUGAAAACGUUGCACCAAAUGCCAGAUUGACAGGUAUUUUAUUCCCAUUUUGUUCUGUUUUUAGUGUUCUUGUAAACUAGUAUCUGGACAUAACUGAAAUAAAGAGAUAGUUAUAAUGUAAUUUAAA
Messenger RNA from Nothobranchius furzeri (turquoise killifish), 5154 nucleotides. NCBI's taxonomy places the organism in Eukaryota, Metazoa, Chordata, Actinopteri, Cyprinodontiformes, Nothobranchiidae. The record is from RefSeq and is a predicted model, not a curated record.